AUAAUAUGAACUAAUAUAGAAAGUGUGCUAUUAUAGGAUAAGAAAAUUUUCCAAAGUGACAAUUGAAAAGGAAAAGACUGUUGAAUUUUAGGGAAUUGUUUUUUUUGUAAAUACAACCAUAAAUACCCGAAUAAAAAUAUAAUAUAACUGUCAAUUAAAGUGCUACUAUACUUCACUGAAAUGAAACAAUAACAUGCAUAUAAAUAACAAUGUGUCAGAGUGUCGUGGGGACAGAAUAUGUGCUGUUUGAUUUUAGAAAAUUGUCUGAAAUUGUGAAAUUUAAUCUUGAACGGAAUCAGAGUGAUGAAUGAUGGUGAUUCAUCAAAUUACAGUGUAGAAAAAGUCCCAGGAAAAACACACAAUCAAUUUUUGAUUCAACAUUCUUCAAUUAGUGCAAGACGACGCCUCGCGAUGAUGCCGAAAGCUUCGAUACUAAACAUCAACACGUCACCAACAUCCUCGUCUCCUGCCGCGUCAACGCGCCCCAAACUGGGCUUUAGCAUCGACAGCCUUGUGGGCUUGAGCGAAGCUUCAAAGCCUCCUAAGGCGACGAAACAAAGCCGACACUCAGCCCAACACAUCAAGUCCCUCAAGGACCAAGGCGACUCGAACGUCGCCGCGGAAUAUCGGCGUGAUGAAGUCCGAAACGAAUUCCGGGGAGAGUUUCGUACGAAUUUGUUCAACAACGAUGAAGUGAUGCAACAUCAAAUGGAGAAUAUACAGCAAGCGCUGUAUCAUAUCAACCGGAAUAAAAGGAAUAAUCAGCACCUGUCUUCCCCUUCUAGUUCAUCCCCAUCCCCAUCCCCUCCGUCCAAGGAACCAAAUUCCCCGCAUCCCCACACCAAGAAAGGACUGGGGUCCCCAAGAAGGAGGACCCCUCCUACAUCUCCUAGUAUCCUACAGAGAACAUUAAAUAAUUCGGGUUUUCAUCGCCCAACUUUUUCUCCACCGGUUGUAUCGUCUCCAAUGCCUUCGAGGUCUCCAACUUUGUCAUCUCCUAUUUUAUGUUCCGGUGCUUCAACAUUGCGUAUUCCAGAACCUAUUCAUCCACUCAACUCGAGUCCUCUCACUUUAUCUUUACCAAAUACUCUUACUAAUCACCUAUCUAAUCCUUUAUCAAAUCCACUCAAUUUUCCACCGUUUGGUUUGCCACUGGCCGCGUUGUUACCGCAAAUACGUCCCGGAUACCCGCAUCCUUCCCUUGCACAAAACAUAUCAAGUGCCCAGGAGCUUCAUAAUUCCUUAUCCUCAAGUGAGCCGACAUCUUUACCUUCGUCUAGUCUAUCGUGUCUGACUUCUUCGGGUGUUACAGUAGCCACCACUAGCGGCUUGCACCACUCACACCCUAAUGGCCUCAUGUCGAACCCUCUUCUUGCCAAUGGGUUUCCCUCCAGCGCCCAUUCGGGCCUCAUUCAAACAGCGUUACCGGCCUCGUGGGGCCAAACUUCACCAGGAUUCAACACUGGCCCUUUGGGACCUUCUCUGAUGGGCCCACAUGGUUUAGGCACGCCUCUACCACCAGCUAAUCUACCACGCCAGUAUCCUGUAUACCCAUGGCUGCUCACGAGACACAACCGAUUAUUUGGACACCGGUUCCCAGGUCCGGACUUUCCGACUUUUUUGCUGCCGUUCCGCAAGCCUAAGCGCAUCCGGACAGCGUUCAGUCCGUCGCAGCUGCUGAAGCUGGAGCAGGCGUUCGAGAAGAACCAGUACGUCGUGGGACAGGAACGCAAGCAACUCGCUCAGACUCUCAACCUCUCAGAAACUCAGGUUAAAGUUUGGUUCCAGAACCGCCGGACGAAGCACAAGCGCGUGGUCCAUGACGGCGAAGAUGGUGAAGAUGGUCAUCAAGGUCCUCAUGACGAUGACGUAGACGAUGAAGAAGAUGUUGGUCAUGACCGACCAGAAGCUGAAAGUACCAGCGGCAGCCGAAGACAUCGCAACGACAGCAAAACAUCAACCAGAAACAGACAAACGAUCAUCGGAGACGCCGACGAUGGCGAAGACGAUGAAGAUGAAGACGAUUCAAUCGUUGAUUCGUCAGUUGGGAUUGACAGGCAAGACGACCGGGUGGUGUUUCAACAUGAUUCUUCAGUAGGUUCAUCCAUGAUGGAAGAAACAACUGGCAGGGAAGGAUUUGAUCCAUCCAUGAGGAGUAUGUCACCUUCCUCUACUAUAACCUCCAUACCCAACGAAAGUCUACCUUUAGGUCGACUACCCCGAGCUGAAAGUCGAAGAAGUCGAAGUCCAAUGGAAGUUGAACACCCCAGGGGUGUGCCAGAAGUUAGGGGAAGAAACGAUAAACCCGACGAUUUAGGAUUAGCCGUAUCGAGCUUGAUGAACCCUGUACAGAACCACCCAUAUCGAGCAUCACCAAUUCUAAAACAUUCAGUUGGUGGGUUCAGUUCAAAUACUCCAAUAAAUGAUGUCACCACACCUGAUAUCAACUCUGCAUCACAGACUCGUGAGUGCUACUCACCUGUUAUUGGUGCUGAACACCUUAUACUAAAGAACAGAAACUUGUCUGAACACAACAGAAACAUGUCAGAACACAACAGAAACAUGUCGGAACACAACAGAAACUUGUCGGAACACAGCAGAAACAUGUCGGAACACGCAAAUUCAGGCAAGGCAUCCCUAGGUUUGACUAUACAGAGAAUGACGCAUUGCAGUUCAGGGAACUGACGUUCACCUCGUCACCUUGUCACAUUCACCUGUCGAAUAACUUUACCUACGGUGUUUUUUCAGUAAAAUAUU
Molecule: messenger RNA, 2757 nt
Organism: Hyalella azteca
Lineage: Eukaryota; Metazoa; Arthropoda; Malacostraca; Amphipoda; Hyalellidae
Exons: 4
Coding region: 304-2685 (793 amino acids)
Biological process (GO): regulation of DNA-templated transcription; brain development; neuron differentiation
Molecular function (GO): DNA binding; DNA-binding transcription factor activity, RNA polymerase II-specific
Source: RefSeq, a predicted model, not a curated record